Messenger RNA from Colias croceus (clouded yellow), 1365 nucleotides. RefSeq names its product 4-hydroxyphenylpyruvate dioxygenase-like. The transcript has 9 exons. Bases 146 to 1288 code for a protein of 380 amino acids. The record is from RefSeq and is a predicted model, not a curated record. Gene Ontology annotation, molecular function: 4-hydroxyphenylpyruvate dioxygenase activity. NCBI's taxonomy places the organism in Eukaryota, Metazoa, Arthropoda, Insecta, Lepidoptera, Pieridae. Gene Ontology annotation, biological process: L-tyrosine catabolic process. Gene Ontology annotation, cellular component: Golgi membrane; endoplasmic reticulum membrane.
GUUUAUAAAACGUCCAUUCUUAGACUUUAUAAAUACCUGAUUUCUGUAACGAUAUAAGAAUCUCACAUCGAAUAGUUUAGUACUGUUCUAACGCUACACGGAGACACUUUUUCCCGCUUUUUUCAAGAAAUUUCCCUCAAAAAUAAUGACGUCUUACACAGACAAGGGGAGAAAACCAGAAAAUGGCAAAUUCGUUGCAUUCCACCAUAUUACGUUCUGGGUAUCCAAUGCAAAACAGGCAGCUAGUUACUACGUUACCCGAUUUGGUUUCGAACCCUUAGGAUACCAAGGACUUGAAACAGGAUCGCGGAAAAUCACUUCACACGCAGUUAAACUGAACAAGAUCGUAUUCGUGUUCCAAGCGCAAUAUGAGCCAGAAGAAACAGAGUUUGUAAACGAAGUUGCUUAUCACGGAGACUUUGUAAAGGACGUCGCUUUUGAGGUGGAAAACCUUGACUAUAUUGUGGAGUAUGCUCGCCGGCAAGGGGCUGUUAUCAUCAAAGAUUUGUGGGAAGAGGAAGACGAGUAUGGAGUCGUCAGAAUGGCUACAUUGAAAACGUACGGCGAUAAUACUCACACCUUAAUAGAUAGAUCGAAAUAUAAGGGAACAUUCCUACCAGGCUACCAAGCACUUAACAAGGACCCCAUACAAAAAUUCUUACCAAAAGUACAGAUUAAUUUUAUCGACCACGUAGUGGGCAAUCAACCAGAUAACGGUAUGGAGCCAGCUGCAUCUUGGUAUGAGAGAUGCCUACAAUUCCAUAGAUUCUGGUCAGUGGACGAUAAACAAAUCUGCACGGAAUAUUCCGCACUUCGUUCUGUAGUUAUGGCCAAUUGGGAAGAGACAGUCAAGAUGCCAAUCAAUGAACCGGCGGUUGGCAAGAGGAAGAGUCAAAUUCAAGAGUAUGUGGAGUACCAUGGUGGUGCUGGGGUACAACACAUCGCUAUCAAUACUGAGGAUAUUAUAACUGUGAUUGACAAUCUCCGCGCAAGAGGCGUCGAAUUCCUGUCCAUUCCCGCAGUCUACUACAAGAUUAUCAGAGAACGUCUCCAAAACAGUAAAGUUAAAGUAGCAGAAAGUAUAGAUGAGCUCGAACGCUUGAACAUUCUCAUUGAUUACGACGAUGAUGGUUACUUGCUACAAAUCUUCACGAAGAAUACUCAAGACAGACCCACAUUGUUUUUAGAGGUUAUCCAGAGAAGGAACCACAAUGGAUUCGGUGCUGGCAACUUCAAAACUCUAUUUGAAUCUAUAGAAUUAGAACAAGAACGACGUGGCAACCUUUAAUAUUUAAAUUGUUAAAUAAAAUACUUCUAGCGUUAUUUAGUUAGUAUAUUUUUGUAUAGUCAAUAAUAAAAUAGUAU